Molecule: messenger RNA, 3570 nt
Organism: Trichobilharzia regenti
Lineage: Eukaryota; Metazoa; Platyhelminthes; Trematoda; Strigeidida; Schistosomatidae
Source: the annotation of a GenBank genome assembly
CCUUGUCUUCUGUUGUUACAACCCUACCACCGAAGACCCACUGGUCGCUUCCUAUUUGGAUUCCACUCGAGCUGUGGCCUGAAUUGCGCGAUAUGUCACUCAGUGGCCUUCUCAAUGUAUGCCUAAUUAAUCCAUCUCCACUUUCUCCUACAUAUUUGUUGAGUAAUGGGCUCUUGCCGGUUGGUUUGUUCCCAGUCAGAAGUUCUUGUUGCUUAUUCUUUCUCAGCAAGCGAUCAUUUGACCUUCAGUGUGGAGCAAAGGCACUUAUUGAUUAAAGUCUGCAGUGGCCUGGUAGGAAUCUUUUCCGUGACACGCUGUUCAGUUUUUUGACCCGUAUAGAAGAACCAACUUCAAAAGGGUGUUGAAGAUUCGAAUCUUGUUCCUUAUGCUGAGUGCGGAAGAUUCAGAUGAUAACCGUGAUUAUUCGCUAAGGUUCUAAUUAGAACCAAAGGUUUCGAUAGCUUAUGACGAUAAUCAGUAAAAAUCUGAAAUUUAUUUUUAUUCUAUAGUGCUGAGCGUGUAGGUAUUCUUUGUGAUGUGUAAUCAUAAAUAAUUAUGUCAGUCAUUUUCAGACUAAAAAACUGAGAUGAGCAUUUUUAGCGUGUGAUGCUCUUGAUAGUAGCUCAUCUGACGAAAGCUGAAAUGUAAAAUAAUGUUUCAUUACAUCCAUUUGUCUUUCACCAAUAGCAGUAGUAGAAUAAGCGAGGUGACAUUGUUUAUCACAAUUCUGAUGAUUGUAUGUGAGUGACUACUUGCACAUGAAUUUCAUGGUGAUUUUUUAAAAGUUAAACAGCACAAUUCCAACAGAUAAGGUGUGAGGUAGGAAUUUUAUCAUAAAGAAUUUAGCGAAUCUCAAAAUUUUGGAGCUGACUGUUUAAUGUCAUAACAUUGUGUGACCGAAUUCAACUUCACUGAAAUGACAAGCACACUGAGUGUAAUAUUUCAUAGAUUGCGGAUUCAUUCACAUUUUAUUUAGUUGUAAACAUUAUCUACCUAAUCCAUCCUUCUGAUAUUCAGCGACUGCAUAUGAUAUAAUUUUGGUGGAACAUUUUUGGGUCUUCAAAGUGUGGGUGAAAGUAUACGGAAUUCUUCCCUAUAAUAACUUUUAUCUGUUAAUGUAAUUGAUUUCGGUAAAGAAAAGAUUUUCCUCAUCGUUUAAUUCGUAGAAUGGUCCCUAUUACAUGCAUUCAAGUAUCAAAUUUUCUGUGGAAUCCCAGGUUCACUUGAACCAUGUGUUGCUUGCUACUAGAGUAGAAAUCCAAGGUGCUGAUGAUGUCCACUUGUUGUUGCUUUCCUGUUUAAAGUUUAUUUUUCAGCAACUUACGGCGAUGACAUAUGCAGAAAUGUCAAGAAUUGUCGUCUGUCAAAUGGGCCAUGUCAGUUCAGUGAUUGCUGAAAGGCGUAUGAAAAAAGAAUGGUGACAAGUGUAGCAGUCUGAACACAAGCUGAUUUGCGGUCAAUGUUGACAAAUGCAGUGAUAUUACAAUUUAAUUAUUCAUCUCAGCAUUAUCGCUUUCGUUAUGAACAUGGGCUUAAUAACUACUCUGAGAUUACGACUGAGGUCCCGAAUUUAUAUCAUUUUGAUGACAUUACCAGAAAGUUAUGGAUUAAUGAAAUGUUUCUGUUCUAGUAACUUUGCUGUUCGAUUGUUUCGUUUGCAAAAGUAGAUUGAAUUGCAGUGUUCUUAUGUAUCACUAUAUGAACCUGUGUUUCCAAAAAUUAUCCUACCAUGGGUUCCGAAUUAAAAAUUGACAGUUGCCGUUUUCCUUCUUAAUUUCGAAAUUCCAUUUCUCAGAAACCGCCAUCUGGCCGAUAUGGAUUUCGAGUGUACGAAUUUGAAAAAUAAUGGUUCGAUGAUCGAUACGAGCACUGAUUGACUUACAAUAAGAUUUCUUAGUGAAAACGCACAUAUAGCAAAGAUCAUUCACGAGAUUUUCAACAGAAUUGAAAGUCAGUUAAGUGAAGUGGUCUGUUAACAAACACAUAAAUACAUCAAUUGUGAAAACAUCAAUAAAAUAUUGAAACAGAAGACUGUGAGUUUAUGAGCUUACCGUAUGCUUACAUUGUCAUAAUAUUAUACUGAGAGGGAAUAUCAGCGGAUUUUAUAAAAUUGUGUAUCUGCAUUAACAUUAUGCUAACUGUGAACUGAGGCAUGAAUUACAGUCAGAUGAAUAAUGAAUCGAAACUAGUAGGAGAUGUUGGCCACAUGAUCAUUACUUGAAUAUUUGUAUUUCUCACUGGAAGCUUAAUUUCAAGACUGGCGCAAGACGCUACGGGUUGCAUAAAUUGUUUUCGUAUCAUGUAUUUCAUCUGUAGACGUUCCUGAUGUCAUGAAAAAGUCGAAUAUAUUCAUUCAUUCGUUCAUUUUCAGACUUACAAAGCAGUCAAAAAUUGUAAUCUAAUGACAUGGUUCAAAUCCGCUGAUUUGAUGAACCCUGACAAAGAUACAAAAGAGCUGCCAAAAGCACUCUGGAUUACAGCGAUUGUGUGUGGCUGCAUUGGUACUCUCUUACACAUAGGCUUGAUAUUUAUUCGAAAGUUGCGAGCAGUCUAUCCUUUUAAUCUCAUCAUAAUAUCAGUGGCGAUCGUACUAUGGAUUAUAGUCGCCGUUGUAUACUGUCUUCAAAUACAAUGGAAAUACAACUUAAUUAUGUUGUUUUUAACAGCUCUUAUAGGAGUCUUACCAUUGUUUAUCGGACUCAAAUCAAAACGCCUAACAGAUGAAGGAUAUUUCCUCUUCUACAUACUGAGUGUGGCACUCAUUGUCAUUGGAAUUAUGUUCUACAUUUUAGAUCGAUCAAAAGAUUUUCCAUUCACUGCAAUAUCUGCCAUCUUUCUUUCCACUGGAAUAGCUUUUGGUAAAUGCACAUUGUGCUCGAACCUCUUCUGCUGUAGUCUUAUCUAUUGAGUUUAGUGCUGCUUCUAUGUUAAGAAUGACGUCCUCUCGUUUUAGUUUAUUAACUGUUACGUUGAAAUUUAGUCCUUUUUCAAGUACUUUUAUCUCGCUAGAGUUUAGUUCCCUUGAUGAGAGGUUGAUCACCCACUUUGUUCUGUCGAUAGAGGAUGAAGCAUUGAUAUCAGUUUCAUUUGUUGUGUUCUUUUCUUCUAUUAGUUUGUUGAAUUUUUUGAUUUGCGUGAUUUUUGAUUUUCUUAAUGCUGAUUCUCUAGCUUUCUUGGAUGUUUCAACAACAAUUAUAUAAUCUUUGUCAUUGAUCAUAUAUUUGAGUUUGUGUUUGAGUUUUUCAAUUUGAUUUCGUAUAUUAUUUAGUUUUACAGUAACUCGAUGUAAUUCUUCUCUUAGACAUAAUUUACUGACAUGUUCGGCGGCUGAUGUUAUUUUGUUUGAAGUAAUUGGAGUACGUAGACGUAAAUAUUUUGGAAUUAUAUGGCUUUUUUAAACAUCGACUGUUAAAAAUCCGAUGAUUUGUAAAUCUUGCUUUAGUUUGACUAAGUUGUGUGAGUUUGUUGAUAAGCUUCCUAGUAGGAAGACCAUAUGUAUCAUUGAUAUAAGAAUAAAACUUGUGCACUGUAGUAGAGUGUAAUUCCAUUAUGGGUAAAUUUUUGUUUUGA